Molecule: messenger RNA, 549 nt
Organism: Aspergillus terreus NIH2624
Lineage: Eukaryota; Fungi; Ascomycota; Eurotiomycetes; Eurotiales; Aspergillaceae
Exons: 1
Coding region: 1-549 (182 amino acids)
Source: RefSeq, a predicted model, not a curated record
AUGGCCUCAUCGUCUGAAAUCCUUCAAAUCCCUCACAGGGCCUUGCGUCAAACCUCCCACAUCGCACGGGGAAUGAAUCCUAUCGUCAACUCGCAGUACACCGGCAGGCUAGCCGUCAUCUCCCAUGGAAAAUUACGACAGGAGUCUCUAUCGCAGACCCCAGACCUCCGCCGUUGUAUCGGGCACCAUGGCAUCUUCCGGCAGUGCGUCAUAGCCGAACAAGAACAACACGAGCGCCGCUACAAGGCGCUGAGCGUGGAAGAGGAUACUCCCCGUGAUGUCAGCAAUGUCAGCGCUAGCACCGAGUCUGAACAAUCGAUUCCCAGUGCCCCUCCUCCCAUUCGAUCCCAAAUUACCAGGGCCGUCAAAGCGAUGACCCAGCGCCGAUUCGCCAGUGCGCCGAAGACGCCGAAGAAUGAACAACAGCGCGAUAUGGCCGACUGUGCUGCUCACAAAAGCCAUCUGAUUAUUCGAACACGUGAACGCGCUUUCAGGCUAUUCCCCGGCCGGUCCCGGAGAAUAGCACCAACACCAGUACUUUUUCAAUGA